AUGCUGCUGCCUUCGGCGCUAUCUUGCGACUCGUCGCAGCGACCAAACACGCGACUCUCAUCGCCUCUCUUUUCAUCGCCACCCGCCAGCCCACCUAUCAAUGCUUAUAGUGGUAUCAACAGCAUCAUGACGUCGUGUCGCGCACUUCACUCCAUGCUUGCGCCAGCACCUGUCAUUAUAUCUGGGACCGACGAAGACAACAUCCCUCGUCGUGCAGCCCAGCUCCCAACACCACCCUUGGCACACGCUACCAUUCCGUCACCCAUGAAGUUGCGCCUUCGCGCGCGCAAACCAGAUACCAGCCCAGAAAUGAUGGGUCGCAAGAAGAUCGUCAAGCGCGCCCCUCCACCGCGAGGGCCAAACAAGAGGCGCAGAUCUGACGACGACGACAUGGGUCGCGACGAUGAUAUCGACAGCGACCUAGAUAUUCAUGAAUCGGAUUCGGCCGACGAGGGAUCUCACUCGGGCCCCAGGACGCCGAAGCGCGCACGCAUUGCGCCUGAGAUUGUUCCCUUGGGUCUAGUGCGGUCAGACUUUCACAACCUACACAAGGCAAACACAGAUUCAGAGCAGACCCAAAGUGACGAGGAAGUAGAGGUCGAGGCAGACGGCGAGAGGUGGAGCACAGAGGAGGACCGGAUGCUGGUCGAGCUUAUUCUGGAGAAGCUGAAGCUGUCUAAGAAUGACUGGCAAGAUUGCGCCAGGAGUUUGGGCAAAGAUCGCAGCUCAAUCGGAAGGAGGUGGAAGAGUCUCAUGGUCAAUGGAGACGUCGGCCUCAAGUCAAGGAGUAGGCGAGGCAAGAUCCACGGAACCUGGCGGUGA
Pestalotiopsis fici W106-1 is the source of this 822-nucleotide messenger RNA. RefSeq lists its product as uncharacterized. The record is from RefSeq and is a predicted model, not a curated record. Lineage: Eukaryota; Fungi; Ascomycota; Sordariomycetes; Amphisphaeriales; Sporocadaceae. The transcript has a single exon. The coding region runs from base 1 to 822 and encodes 273 amino acids.